AUGGGAUAGUCAAGCCUCGCCUUGGAGUUACUCUUCACAAAGUAGUUAUGGCUGGAGCCCUUUAUCUAUUAUUUUCCGGCAUGGAAGGUGUUCUUAGAGUCACAGGGGCCCAGAAUGAUCUUGCCUCCUUGGCUUUUAUUCCCCUGGCUUUCCUAGAUACUGCCCUGUGCUGGUGGAUAUUCAUCAGCUUAACUCAAACAAUGAAACUGCUAAAACUUCGAAGGAAUGUUGUGAAACUCUCUUUGUAUCGGCACUUCACCAACACACUCAUCUUGGCAGUAGCAGCAUCUAUUGUAUUUAUCAUCUGGACCACCAUGAAGUUCAGGCUAGUGGACUGUCAGUCGGACUGGCAGGAGCUAUGGGUGGAUGAUGCCAUCUGGCGUUUAUUGUUUUCAAUGAUCCUUUUUGUCAUCAUGAUUCUGUGGAGACCAUCUGCUAACAACCAAAGGUUUGCUUUCUCACCACUGUCUGAAGAGGAGGAGGAUGAUGAGCAGCAAGAGCCAAUGUUAAAGGAAAGCUUUGAGGGAAUGAAAAUGAGAAGUACAAAGCAAGAACCAAAUGGGAAUGUAAAAGCAAACAAAGCUCAGGAGGAUGACCUGAAGUGGGUAGAGGAGAAUGUUCCUUCGUCGGUGACAGAUGUUGCUCUUCCAGCUCUUCUGGAUUCAGAUGAGGAAAGAAUGAUUACACACUUUGAAAGGUCCAAAAUGGAAUGAAGGAGUAGCUUUUUGCUAUUGGAAGUGGAGAUGCCUCUGUUAAAGUUGCUUGGUGGAGCAAGUGCAUCCUGCUGACUUGUUUCUUGAUCUCAGCAUUGGAAGCUUGAUGCUUUAUUGUCAUGAGGGCGUCUUGCUGUGAAAGAAGUUCACAAGGACAUUAUAAACCUUUUGGAAAUUUGAAUUUACAAAGUUGCUGCAAGUUUGGAUUUUUAAGCAAUUUAAAUGUGUACUAUUCCAGCACCUUCUGUAACUUUUCAAAUAUUUAAUCUGUGAAACUAAAAUUCCUAAUGUCUGCUUGAGGA
This is a messenger RNA of Pelecanus crispus (Dalmatian pelican), 1015 nucleotides long. The record is from RefSeq and is a predicted model, not a curated record. NCBI's taxonomy places the organism in Eukaryota, Metazoa, Chordata, Aves, Pelecaniformes, Pelecanidae.